Molecule: messenger RNA, 531 nt
Organism: Didymodactylos carnosus
Lineage: Eukaryota; Metazoa; Rotifera; Eurotatoria; Philodinida; Philodinidae
Source: the annotation of a GenBank genome assembly
AUGGACAAAAAAGAAUUUCGUCGGUUAUAUAAAGAAUUGUUAGCAAGUGGUCAAACUACAACGUUAGGAGUUGGUGAUUCAGCAUCUACAGCGACAGGAGCAACAAAUGUUGGAACAGCUGGAAGCAGCGCUGUUACUGUCGUCUCCGAUCACGACGCUGAGAAAAUAGCUGAUCGCGUUUUCAAAGCAUUCGAUAGUGAUGGCUCUGGUAAAUUGACAUUCGAAGAAUUUGUCAAUGCAUUUGUUAUGUUAAAUGAACGCGGAUCCGUAGCAGAUCGUUUCAAUUAUGUUCUGGAUCAUAAUAAUCCAACACCUGGCUACAUCACACGCGACCAUGGUGAAAAGGUUUACAAUCGUGUAGAAAAGUAUUAUAGUACAGAUGAUUCGAAACCAAUAACCACGACAUGGGAACAGACUUGGACAAAAAUUGAUGACGGAACUGGUCGUGUACCACAAGCAAAAUUUACUGAGUAUAUGACUACAAAUAGCGAUUAUGCACCACACUUAAAACAUGCUAACACAACAUUGUGA